UGUCGCUGCGACUUCCGGUGUGACCGGAAAUAGAAUUAACCCUAACGCCAAUAUGGAGUUUGAAACCUCUUCCGUGCAGCAAUAAUAACUUUUUAUGCAAUACAACGUCAAACUUUAUUGGCGAAAUACGUUAAUAAUAACAACUUUGAUCAAAUGAAGACGAGAAUCUCCACUCGCUGACGACUUUGUGCUCGGACUCAGUCAGGAACCCCAAAGGGACAUUUGACUGCACUUUCCUGUCACGAUGGACGAUUCUGGCUCCGCCUCCUCUCCCAUGCCGUCUCCGUCGGUAGCCCCCGUCCCCCUCCCCUCCACCUCCGCCCCGACACGUUGUCCUGAGCUGGACCUGUCGGUGGCGGCCAGCCCCUUGUCCAAGCCCCGCCCCCGCAGGCAAACGCGAGGAAAAAGAAACCCCAAGGUGACUUUUGAUGAGCCUGUGGUGGUCAAGGUGAUACCAGAGCCACAGUUCCCGAUGAAAGGUGUACAGCAACACCCGGCCACCCGUCAGAGGACCUGGAGAGCUGGUCUACACGCAGGCGCCGCACGCCAGGGGGCGGAGCUAGCGUCCUACGAGCAUCCCGGCGGUCUGGCGGAGGCGGAGCUAAACACUACCUUGGCCGUCAAGGCGGAGCUGCUGGCACUCCAGGAGGCGGAGUUUGACGCCCAGAAAGCGCUUAAGGAGACGUUACAAAAGAUGGAGCGGACGAAAAAACAGAUAGAAACCCGAGCGACACAAGGAACCAACGUCUCUCGCUCUCAGACCCUUUUCACCUCCCUGGUCAGCGUCGACGUGCCCGACAGUGAGGUCAUAGGCCAAGUGUUUAGGGACAGGCUGCUUUUGGCCCCGCCCCCUCGCCCCAAACCCACAGAUAAGCCCUCCCUCCAAAUCUUCAUGCCCACCGACUUGUUCAGACAGAAGCCCCUCCCACCGGCGGAGGACGCCUUCGGUAGAGCGUUUAGUCCGCGACCUUGCCCCGCCUCCUCAACCUUUGACCUUUACAAACGACAGAGGCGGUGGGAAGCCACGCCCUGACACACCUUUUAUUGUAGUCCUUAGUCAGUCCUUAGUCCUUAGUCAUAUUGUCCCCUCCAAGACACUUUUUUUCUAUCAAUAAAUGUAAUAUUAAUGUUUUAAUGGUGGUAGAAGUCAAGUGUCUUAUUUAUCCUCCGUUAUCUCUGGUGGGAGGGAAAUGACCGCUAGACUACACAAAGUCUAAGCCUGAAAAAAGUAUCACAAACUCAAAAAAAAUGUUUCACAAAUUCAAAAAAGUUUCACAAAUUCAAAAAAAAUAAUUUCACUAACUCAAAAAAAAUGUUUCACAAAGUCAAAAAUGUUUCUCAAACUCAAAAUUUUCACAAAGUCAAGUCAAAGAAAUGUUACACAAACUCAAAAAUAAUGUUUCACCACCUCAAAAAUGUUGUUCACAAAGUCCAAAAUAUUUUACAAAGUCUCCAAAAAAUAAUUCACAAAGUUAAAAAAAAAAAGUUUCACAAAGUUAAAAAAAAUUUUUUCACAAAGUCCAAAAAAAUGUUUCACAAAGUCAGAAAAUUUUCACAAAGUCAAGUCAAAAAAUGGUACACAAAUUCAAAAGUAAUGUUUCACAACCUCCAAAAAAAAUUCACAAACUCUAAAAAGUUUAGCAAAGUCAAAAAACUGUUUCGCAAAGUCAAAAAAACGUUUCGCAAACUCCAAAAAACUGUUUCACAAAUUAAAAAAAAAAAAAUUUCACUAACUCAAAAAAAAUGUUUCACAAAGUCAAAAAUGUUUCUCAAACUCAAAAGUUUCACAAAGUCAAGUCAAAGAAAUGUUACACAAACUCAAAAGUAAUGUUUCACCACCUCAAAAAUGCUGUUCACAAAGUCCAAAAUGUUUUACAAAGUCCAAAAAAAACAAUUCACAAAGUUAAAAAAAAUUGUUUCACAAAGUCCAAAAAAAUGUUUCACAGAAUCCAAAAAAUGUUUCACAAAGUCAGAAAAUGUUCACAGUCAAGUCAAAAUAUGGUACACAAAUCCAAAAGAAAUGUUUCACAACCACCCAAAAAAUUUCAUAAACUCUAAAAUGUUUCGCAAAGUCAAAAAAAUGUUUCGCAAACUCCCAAAAAAUGUUUCACAAAGUGAAAAAUAUUAUUCACAAUGUCUAAAAAGUUUCAUUCACAAACUCUAAAAAGUUUCACAAACUCAAAAUAAUGUUUCACAAAGUCAAAAAUGUUUCGCAAACUCCAAAAAAUGUUUCACAAAGUCAAAAAUAUUAUUCGCAAAGUCUAAAAAGUUUCAUUCACAAACUCUAAAAAGUUUCAUUCACAAACUCUAAAAAGUUUCAUUCACAAACUCUAAAAAGUUUCUCAAAAACUUAAAAUAAUGUUUCACAAAGUUAAAAAUGUUUCGCAAACUCAAAAAAAAUGUUUCACAAAGUUAGAAAAAAUGUUUCACAAAGUCCCAAAAAAAUGUUUCACAGAGUCCCAAAAAAUGUUUCACAAAGUCAGAAAAUUUUCACAAAGUCAAGUCAAAAAAUGGUACACAAAUUCAAAAGUAAUGUUUCACAACCUCCCAAAAAAAUUCACAAACUCUUAAAAAGUUUCGCAAAGUCAAAAAAAUGUUUCGCAAAGUCAAAAAAAUGUUUCGCAAACUC
Messenger RNA from Nerophis ophidion (straightnose pipefish), 2629 nucleotides. It is a transcript of the gene ppp1r35, whose product is annotated as protein phosphatase 1, regulatory subunit 35. Lineage: Eukaryota; Metazoa; Chordata; Actinopteri; Syngnathiformes; Syngnathidae. Gene Ontology annotation, molecular function: phosphatase binding. The record is from RefSeq and is a predicted model, not a curated record. The transcript is spliced from 6 exons. Bases 245 to 1033 code for a protein of 262 amino acids. Gene Ontology annotation, biological process: negative regulation of phosphatase activity.